Girardinichthys multiradiatus is the source of this 4470-nucleotide messenger RNA. Its product is annotated as pituitary adenylate cyclase-activating polypeptide type I receptor-like. Gene Ontology annotation, cellular component: plasma membrane. Gene Ontology annotation, biological process: cell surface receptor signaling pathway; adenylate cyclase-modulating G protein-coupled receptor signaling pathway. The transcript has 13 exons. The record is from RefSeq and is a predicted model, not a curated record. Gene Ontology annotation, molecular function: vasoactive intestinal polypeptide receptor activity; peptide hormone binding; G protein-coupled peptide receptor activity. Lineage: Eukaryota; Metazoa; Chordata; Actinopteri; Cyprinodontiformes; Goodeidae. The coding region runs from base 174 to 1571 and encodes 465 amino acids.
UCCUCAUCCUGCGGACCCAGGAGCGCCACCCGGACGCUCCGUGCACCUCCCAGUCAGCCGCUCACUAUUUGUGCACCUCCGACGUUUAACAAGGAAACACAUAUUUGUGUUCAUUCCGAAGACUUAUUUAAGUAUUUGGAAAGAUUUUUUUCUUUACUUUUUCGGAAGCGUAAAUGAUUUUCCGGGUCAGUUUGGUGGUUUUUGAAAGCUCCGGUUUGAGAAAGAUGAGCAGCUUCCUUCACCUGUCUCUGCUCCUGCAGCUGGCGCUGUGGGAAACGGCAGAAGCCAUGCACCCAGACUGCGCUCUGGUGGUGCAGCACAUGAAGGCUCAAGAAGAAUGCUACCAUAUUCUUGAACAAGAGCAAAACAACCACUCUUUGAAGACAGGUUGCCCAACCUUUUGGGAUGAUAUUCGCUGUUGGUACCGGGCCGAGGUGGGACAGGUGGUCAGGGUCUCAUGUGCAAACGUCUCUCAGCUGUUUGCUGAUAACCAAGCUUAUGUUUAUAGGAACUGCACUGAGGAGGGUUGGUCCGAGCUCCACCAGCACUACCAUGAGGCCUGUGAGUUUGAAGACGAUAUAGAGGCAGAACCAGAGACGAUAUACUUCUCCAACUUUAAACAGUUGUAUACUGCUGGCUAUGCUACCUCACUCAUCUCACUUAUAUCAGCCAUUUUUGUUUUCACUGUUUUCAGGAAGUUUCACUGCACCAGGAACUACAUCCACAUCAACCUGUUCUUCUCGUUCAUCCUGAGAGCCAGUGCUGUCUUCAUCAAAGACCUGGUUCUUUUCUCUGAUGAAAAUUUGGACCACUGCUUCAUGUCAACCACAGCCUGCAAGUCCGCCGUGGCCUUUUUCCAUUUUAGUAUCCUGGCCAACUACUUCUGGCUACUGGUGGAGGGGAUGUACCUGCAGACGCUGCUCGCACUCACCUUCGUCUUUCAGAAAAAAUACUUUUGGUGGUAUAUACUAAUCGGCUGGGGUCUACCUACAAUAAUCAUCACAGCCUGGAUUCUCACUCGAAACUUCUGCAGUAAUAAUGGGUGCUGGGAUGACACAGAUGUGGCCUUCAUCUGGUGGAUCAUUAAGGGUCCAAUAACUGCCUCCCUACUGGUGAACUUUAUCAUCUUUCUGAACGUGAUCCGUAUUCUGGUUCAAAAGCUGACGUCUCCUGGAGUCGGUGGCAACGAUACAAGUCACUUUAAGAGACUGGCCAAAUCCACCCUGCUACUCAUUCCACUGUUUGGGAUGCACUACAUGGUGUUUGCCUUCCUGCCAGAACAUACAGGAGCAGAAGCCCGGAUCUUCAUCGAGCUCGGCCUGGGAUCUUUCCAGGGAUUUGUCGUAGCCUUGCUGUACUGUUUCCUAAACGGAGAAGUGCAGGCUGAGCUGAAGAAACGAUUUUGGAAGUGGCAGACUCAGAGUUACCUGAGCUACAGUAAACGACGGCGUAUGCUUUUCAACGAAAGCAGCACGGUCACACAGAUAUCCGUCCUGGACAAAUCCAGUCCUAAAGAGCAGCAGGUCUCCGAAGCACAUGCCCUUACACCCAACAGCAUGUCAGCAGUCUGAGAGCCAUCCAACAAGUCCAGCAGCUUUUUGCCUGGUACGUCAUUCUGUGCAGAGACUAAACCUUAGAGCCUAGUUGUUGAAGGUUAUUUUAAUUCUGAAAAAAUGUGAGACCUCUGAACUUACUGUGCAAGACGUCAGCAUUAGCCCACACACAUUUACAGCACAAUAAGCUUUCCCCCAAGACAAAAGAUUUUAGAGUGUUGGUGGGAAAACAUGUCAUGGUUUGAAUUUUUGCUUUGGGGCUACUCCUCCACAUCUUACUUUCAAACACUGAACCGUUUCUGCCAUUAAAAAAAAGAACAUUUAGAAAAACUUGUAUAACCGUGAACAGGAGAUUUGUUAGUUAAAGUUUAAGUGAAGUUAAAGGUGAAUGAAUGAAUGAAAAUAAGUGUUUUAAUGUAACACAGUUUCUAAAGCUUUGACUCACUUAUUUUUAAUAAGUUAUAUUAGAAUCCAUUUACAACUACAUCUGUCUGUUUACAAAAGUGAGUCUCAUCCAACUCCAUGAGAAGCAACAAAUUUUACUAUAUUAAAACAAAGUGCAUUUUGUAUAGUACACCAGAACCAACCAUUUUUGUCAGAUGUUCACAUUUAUGCAACAGACACACAAAUGUCAUACUGCAUACUAAAAUGCCUUGCGAUGCAAAAUAAUUUUAUUAGGAGUUACAGUUUUUCCUAAAUAUAGCCAGAGAUCUAGAUGGGAAUUGUCAGUCCAAAUCAAUGUUGAACGUAGAACCAAACUAAUACUUAAACCUUGAACAUUUGAUACACAGAAAGAUAAAAUCAUGCCUGCACUCAGAUUAUAGAUUGUUUUUAUCAGUUACUACUCCGACAAUUGUAAAAUUAUAUUUUUAAUUAUAUGAGUGACUGUUCUUUUUCAAUAGGUAAGGCAUGUUUUGCAUUUAACCUGCAGCGAAAAACUCAAGGUUUCCUACAGUCUCUCAGCUGUCAUGGAACAUAAACACUGUUUGGCCCAAAUUUUGCUGGCUCAGGAGCAAUUAAGACUCAAACAACAGUUCUCACACUUAAUUUAUUACCUUUACAGUCAAGGAAUUACAUAGGUUUCCAUGUUUGUUUUCAUCAGCCAUGGUCAGUCCCACUUAAAAUUCCUUGCACUGUUAUUGUCACUACCAUGCUCCACAAAGGUGGCUUUGUAUCCACUUUGUAUCCAUGAAACAGUGCGGGAACAUUCAAAUGGCGCGCCUCUGUGCAACUCCUCAAUUAACACGUUAACUCGGACCUUUAACACAUAUUUGAUACAUCUUGCUGAAGUGAGCCGAUAUAGGACAUGACACUGGACUCCAGCUUUUGAUCAUUUUAUCAGAACCGUCAAUGCUGCAGAAUAGAACAGACUGAAAAAGGUUUGCUGGGCGCGAUGACGCACCUUGGAGUGGUUGGACACUGAAUUACGCAGCCACUCCGGGUGGUUUAGAUAGAAAGUAAUGAUAUGUUGUGAUGCCUGUCUUAUACCAGUCAUGUGCAUUGCUCUUCACCCUCUAAAACGUAUAUUGGGAAACGCUCUUAAUAAUGUCCCAGAAGACUUCACCUAGGUGCUGGAAGAAGCAUCCACAUUAUGUCUGAUCUGUAACCUCGUGGCAUGAUCUAAAACUUAAGAAGGGAACCAAAGGGAUGAGGAAUGGGAGUUUUACCAAUCCAUACAAAGUUUCUCAAGGAACUACAAAGUCUAGAGUUGCAUAGUAUUAUUACUUGUUUGUCACCAAUUUGUUUACCUUUGUCCAUGAUCCUUGUAGACAUUUGUUUCUAUGACACCUGUGAUUUUUAAAAGAUUCAGAGCCGCUUUUUUUCUUUAACUUUGGUCGUUCUUGUGUUAUACUACCAGCCUAUUUAGGGGAUCAAAAUCCAUGAUCCUAUCUGUGGCUCUGGCUGCAACACGUUGCAAAGUGCAUUAGCACACAUCUGGAGCACUAGACUAUAAAGCCUUUUGUUGUGUCUUUGUGAAUCUACUGUGUUUUGUGAUUGUUGCGGUUCAUCCAACUAAUUUAUACAAUGACUACACUGAAUUUAAUAAAUCUGUUUGGCUAGGGAAUCUUUAUAAUGACAAGUUUGUGUUUACAUGCAAUCUUCUUUUACAGUAAGAUGUUUAAUGUUGCAGUUUUUCUGUACAAAUAUAUAUUAAGAAAACAUUGCAAGUAAAGUUGGGUUACUAUUCAUAAUGAGUGACAGGAUAGGUUGCCUCAAGGUUACAAACUUUGUAUCAGUGUAAUUUUUUCUGUUUUCACUCUGUAGGUAUUUUGCACACAUGUACAGCACACGCACACACACGUAUGUAUAUAUGUGUGUGUGUGUAUAUAUAUAUAUAUAUAUAUGUAUAUACAUAUAUAUAUAUAUGUGCAUGUGUAUAUAUUGCACACACUUUGGUUAAUGGAAGGAAAUAUAGGCCUCAGCUACUGACCACUACUGUGCCUUUUUCCAUGCAGUUUAUCUCAGUGUUUAUCAUCAGCGCAGGUGAAUUACACUUAAUCAUUUUGUGCAUCCGAAUCUAUGUCAUAUACAUAUUUUUACACUGAACUAUUCUGCCUCUGUGUAUUUUUGUAUUCUAGAGAGGAUGAGAAGAUUGUGAUUUAUUGUGAUUAAUUUGAGUUUAAUAUUCCCAUGGCAAGUGUGUGUACUCUGUUACUGUAUGGUUAUAAAAGCAGCAAACAUGUAAUAAUUCACUUCUAAAAUAGUCCUUGCUCUAUCCUUGUACUAAUAAAAUUUUGAGAAUGAGAGUCUUGAAAAGAACUUUUUCAUAAUAUGUCAUGUUACAGCUACAAACUUAUUUUUAAGGAUUUUAUGUGAUAGACCAACACAAAGUAUUGUAUAAUUGUGACAUAAAGGGAAAUGAAUACAUGGUUUUCAAAAGUUUGUUUUUACAAAUAAAAUUCUGAAGAAGUUGCAA